AUGAUGGAAUCAUCAUCCGACCAAACGAGUCAUGAUUGGAAUGUUCCACGAAACGAGUCAUUACAAUCAUCCAUGAUGAUGAUGAUGAAUCAUGGCAUCUUAUUAUCCUCUUGCACAUCAUUGUCCUCCUAUUCCUUUGUCACGGUCUAUGAGUUUGUAUUUAGAGAGAGUAAAUUCACAACCGUACAACAGUCACAUGCCAACAACAAUGAAACGAUCAAGGAUUAUGUCUUUCAAAAGAAAAGUCACGGAUGGUUGGAAUAUUCCAAACAAUCCAAUGGAUUUCUUCAAUGUAAAUCCGAAGAGAAGAUUCUACUCUUGGAUCGUCAUGAUGAAAUGUAUGCACUCGAAAAGUUAUUCGUCUUUCAUUUUACAUGUGAAAAGCCCAUUCCAAAUCAAAUGUUGUCGAGAAAAAUUCCAGAAUUUAUUGUGGCAUCUUAUGGAUCGUUUCAUGUGUCGUGUAAGCUUAACAAAUUAGGAGUGUUUAUGAUGGAUGACAGCACAUGGUGUGAAUUGCAAGAAAUUAGAAAUUACUUGAAGUUACUCAUCAGCGAUGGUCAGCUCUCAACAAAUUUAAAGAGAAAUGAUUUAAUGCUUUAUCCAUUUCUUUCAAGAACCUCACCGAAAGAUCAUUUCAUGCCCUCCUUACAAGGAUCGCUGUUUAAGGUAAUUUUCAAACUCGAUGCAGUCCGAGAAAUUGUCACAAAUCAACCACAUGUGAGUUUACAAUCUCAACUUGCUGCCCAAGAGAAGGUUCUUGAAAAAUUAGAGAAUCAAUUAGACCAUUAUGACCAACUACAAAAGAACAUUGAAAGUGCUCUCAAUAUUUCAUUUUCAGAAGAUCCUGUGCUAUUGCGAAUGGCUUUCACUCUUCCAUCUUAUUGUCAUGCCAACACCAUGAAGAGAAACAGUCACGAAAGACUUGAAUUUAUGGGAGAUGCAGUGGUUAAUCUUGCCUCAAUCACUUAUAUAGUUAGAAAUUUUCGAACGAAUACCACAAAAAAAGGUGAUUGGGUAUUUGCGAACAUGGUGAUUAUUGGAAACCAAAAUAUUGGUCGAAUAGCCACUGAAAAGCUUUCCAUUCCACCGUUCAUGUUAAAUAGCUCUGAAAACCACUCAAAGAAGUCGCCUUCAGAUGUUUUCGAAGCCAUCAUUGGUGGAUACUUUCUCUCCAAAGGAUUGGAGAAAGCAAUGCAAUUAGCAGAACAAACAAUUGUUCCUCCAGGCUUUGAAAAUACCAAAAUUUUUAGAAAAUUUGAUUCUUGGAUUCCUGAUGUGUGUGAAAAUGGAAAAAUGUGGACUCGUGACAAGGACUACUCGAAUCUGAUUGACAUGAGCAUUUUACAAGAGGCACAGGACGUGGUUGGGCAUACCUUUAAAAACAUUGACCUUUUGCAAGAAGCACUUAUUCAUCACUCGUUCAAUGAAACAUUUAUUGAGCUUUCUGGCUGUCCAGAGCAGAAGGUUUUAGAUUUCAUGCGAAAACGAGGCAUGAAAAAACACACACAAUUACCUGUGAGUCAUCUUUACAACAGCGAACAAAUGAAAAUGUUGGGAGCAGCCUUGUUGAAAUUCCUUGUGGUAGAAUUUGUUUAUAAGAGAUUCACAGAAGCUCAGCCAAAAACUUUGACCCUCGUCACACACAGAAUGAUCGGUAAAAACGAUGAGGUUUUCCAAAAAAUCUUUCACAAGUUCAGAUUCGAUCGAUUGAGUAUUAGACGAGCCCCCAUUGAGGAUCCCACUGAAGUAGCCUACGAAGUAUUUCUUGGUAUUCUCGGAGCAAUGUAUAUUGACAAUAAUUAUCGACUUUUUAAAUAUGAUUUAGAAAAGGAGUUUUUGUCACAACAGCAUUUGGAAGAGCUGGAAAACAGUACUGACUUGGCAUCGAUUCAUUUUCUUUCAAGGCAUGAUAUAAGUGUUGAUAAGUUUUUCAAGAGAACAGUCAUUGCUGCUUUUGAAGAGUGUAACAUUUCUCCUUACAACGUCCAAGUACCAAAGAAGAGUGAUCUUCAACAUCGUGUUCAAUUGAUGUACAAAGUAUCACCCACCUAUUCUCCAAACACGGUCGACAUUGAUGGUUUGAAAUUAUUUACCUGCACCAUUCAAGUUUCAUCCGACAAUCAAAUAAUUGAGCUCGCAAAAGGUUGUUCGCGAACUUCUACAGAAGAAGCAGAAAGCAUUGCCAUUGAUAAUGCUCUCGAAAAUAUAACAACGCCAGCUGCCACAAACGACCAAAAAUAA
Molecule: messenger RNA, 2241 nt
Organism: Naegleria fowleri
Lineage: Eukaryota; Heterolobosea; Eutetramitea; Acrasida; Naegleriidae
Exons: 1
Coding region: 1-2241 (746 amino acids)
Biological process (GO): RNA processing
Molecular function (GO): ribonuclease III activity
Source: RefSeq, a predicted model, not a curated record